AUGAACAGAACCCAAUCCAACUGUGCCGAGAACAUCCGGAAGCACAUUCUCCACACGGGCAAACACGAGGGCGUGAAGAUGUACAACUGCCCCAAGUGCAACUCUGCCACCAACUCCCCCAUGGAGUUCCGCAACCACCUGAAGGCCAGUCACCCCGAUAUCGAGAACCCAGACCUCGCCUACCUGCAUGCAGGUAUCGUGUCCAAGUCUUUCGAGUGCCGUCUGAAGGGUCAGGGGGCCACGUUCGUGGAGACGGAAGCCGUGGACUCCCCUGUGCACAAUAAGGACCCUUCGGAGGUGUCGAUGCACGACGAGCCGGUCCAGCAGGUCAUCAUAAUCCAGGGCUACAGCGACGGGGAGGUGACCAUCGACCAGGCCCUGGAAGAGUCGGCCGCCGCCACCUUGCAGACGCUGGCCAUGGCCGGCCAGGUGGCGGAGGUGCUCCACAUCACAGAGGACGGGCAAUUCAUCGCCUCGGGCAGGGAAGUGGCGUCCGCGGGGGCCCACCUGGCCGGAGGCAGCACCCAGUACGUGGUGCUGGAGUCGGGGGAUGCCAGGAAAGAGCUACGGGCUAUGGCUAGAGCAGGGGUCGCGGGACAAGGUCACAUGAUCUCGGAGUCGUCCACGGCUCUGGACGCCCUGCUCAGCGCCGUCAGCGAAAUGGGCCACCACGAGGAGAGGCGGGGGGAGGCGGCCAUCGUCCACGAGGUCCUCAGCCCCGAGAUAGCCGAGGCCGUGCGCAGCGUGGUGCAGCCGGACUUGAAACGGGAGCACGACGAGAUGCAGGUCAUCCAGGAGGCCGCCCAGGGGGGGAUGCAGGAGGUGCUGCAGCUCGCCGCGUCCCAGAUGAUGAAGGAAGGCCUCACCCAGGUUAUUGUCAACGAUGAAGGGACGCACUACAUCGUGACCGAGCUGGACAACUGCACCUUGCAGGUGGAGGGAGGCGUGUAUGGAGAGGCGGAGGAGGGGCAGCAGGCGGAGCCGCAGGCGGGGGAAGAGAUGGUGGUCUAUCUGGACGGCACCCCUCAUAAUAUAGUUCUGGAAGGGUAGCGGAGAGAGAGAGAGACGUACACUCGUUGUUUUAGCUCGGUCGUCCUUCCCGUUAACGCCGACAUGUUUAGUUUUUAUGACUUCUGUUUUCCCGUCUUUGCUUCGUUGUCCUAGGAAACGCUCAACUCAGGUCAAACUUCGGUUAUUGGGAGGCACGGUGGUGGAAACUGGUUUCGGUGCUGAGUGAGUUGCACUUCUUCACUUGAACCACUUGAUCAAUCGGGAAAUUAAUCUUAUAUUCUGGGUCGUUAUAAAGGAAAAUAUGCAUUGUGCUUUUUUUUUGUUUUCUUUGAUACCUUUGUUUAAUGUUACCUUAAGUUGCGUUUGUUAGAGUUUGACAAUGACACAAUGGUUUAUUAAUUUGUGUCUAUUUUCCUCCUUACUUUGUAGAGAUUAGUUUAUUACUAGUUAUAAAAUAUCCUUCUGGAUGUAAAAACUCCAAAACAGAUCUUACAGAUGAUUUACGUGUAAUAAUAAUAGAGUUGCUAAUUAUAUAUCGGCUGCUCGUGAAGUUCAGCUUUGGGGGAAACCUCGAUAAACCAUUAAUGCAAUUCCAUUUCUGACAAUAAAGAGUGAGUCUAAUUUUUAA
Messenger RNA from Cyclopterus lumpus (lumpfish), 1639 nucleotides. It is a transcript of the gene znf407, whose product is annotated as zinc finger protein 407. Bases 1 to 1050 code for a protein of 349 amino acids. The record is from RefSeq and is a predicted model, not a curated record. NCBI's taxonomy places the organism in Eukaryota, Metazoa, Chordata, Actinopteri, Perciformes, Cyclopteridae. The transcript is spliced from 3 exons.